AUGAAAGAACCUUCGACAGAAGAGUGGAUGGAAAUUGCAAGAGGAUUCGAAAAAUAUACACAUUUUCCUAAUUGCAUUGGAGCAGUUGAUGGGAAACAUAUUAGAAUUAUAAAACCUUUAGAUUCCGGCUCUAUGUUCUACAAUUAUAAACAUUUUUUUUCGACUGUGCUGCUUGCCGUAUGUGAUGCAAAUUAUUGUUUUAUCUCUAUAGAUGUUGGAACAUGUGGGAAGAGCAAUGAUUCAACGAUUUUUAAAAACUCCACAUUCUUCAAAAAACUCACGGAACAAUCUCUGAACAUUCCGGGACCAAAACCAGUCUCAGAAAUUCGUACAACACGUUUACCUCAUGUUAUAGUUGGAGAUGAGGCAUUUAGCUUAUCAGAACAUAUUAUGCGACCAUAUUGCGGCAAGAAUUUAACCAAAGAAAAACGAAUAUUUAAUUACCGCCUCUCUAGAACAAGACGUUAUAUUGAGUGUUGUUUUGGAAUCCUGGUAAACAAAUGGAGAAUAUUUCACAAACCACUCAAUGUACAUAUUGAAUUUGCGGAAAACAUAAUUAAAGCUUGUUAUGUUCUUCACAAUUACGUCAGGUUAAGAGAUGGAUACAGAUACGAAGACACAUUGUUCGAAACAGCUCUAGACGGUCUGAGUACGACUACAAUUCGACCUGGUGUAAGGUCUCGAAACACGAGGGAUAUAUUCGCUGAUUAUUUCAUGAAGGAAGGUCGACUGCCGUGGCAAGAAAAAAUGAUCUAA
Molecule: messenger RNA, 756 nt
Organism: Acanthoscelides obtectus
Lineage: Eukaryota; Metazoa; Arthropoda; Insecta; Coleoptera; Chrysomelidae
Source: the annotation of a GenBank genome assembly